Molecule: messenger RNA, 2457 nt
Organism: Klebsormidium nitens
Lineage: Eukaryota; Viridiplantae; Streptophyta; Klebsormidiophyceae; Klebsormidiales; Klebsormidiaceae
Source: the annotation of a GenBank genome assembly
AUGGAAGGAGCUAUGGAUAUCCUGCGCACAAACCUGAGCAAAGUGCGCAUCCCCAGCGGCUCAAACAAAGUGUACAAAGAGGAGUGCUGUGUUUCCUUCGAUACAACGACAUCUGAAGGGGGCCUGUAUGUGGACCUCAAUUCUUUCUUGGGGUUCGGGCGGGACUACGUGAAAUGGAAUUAUGAGAAGACAGGGGACCCGGUGUACCUUCACAUCAAAAAGACACGCAGACCGGACCCAGAGGAGGAGCAGCCACGCAAAAAACCAACCAUCGUCGCUAUUGGUGUUGAUGGGGGUUUUCCGGACAAGCAGGAGGAGUAUGAUGAAAGCCUGAGCAUCUGCAUCCUUCCCAAUUUCAUUGAGUUGCCAUAUCCCGAUGUCAACCUUCCAGAAAAGGUGCGCUCGGCGGUGGAGCAGGUGUUGGCUGCGCAGGGCGCGGAGCGGCGCGACCAGCUGGCGGCGUGGGCGGCGGACGCAAAGGUGGUGAGCAAGUACGCGGAGGGGCUGCAGCAGGCGGACAACGGGGUGCGCAUCGGGGCGACAGGCUGGCGCUGCCGCUUCUGCGACAAGACUGACAACCUGUGGCUCAAUCUCAGCGACGGCAGCAUCCUGUGCGGGCGCAAGAACUGGGACGGCACCGGGGGCAACAACCACGCGCUCGAGUACUACCAGCAGACCAAAUACCCGCUGGUCGUCAAGCUGGGGACCAUCACCGCCGACCUCACCCAAGCAGACGUGUACUCGUACCCCGAGGACGAUGCCGUGGAAGACCCGCUCCUGGCCAAGCACCUCCAGCACUUCGGCAUCGACUUCUCUGCGCUCCAAAAGACGGAGAGCACGACGGCGGAGCUGGAGCUGGACCAGAACCUCAACUUCGACUUCACGCGCCUGCAAGAGAAGGGGAAGCAGCUGGAGCCCCUCUUUGGGCCGGGCUACACGGGGCUCGCCAACCUGGGGAACAGUUGUUACCUUGCGUCCGUGGUUCAGGCGCUUCUGACAACCAAGGACUUCCAAACGAGGUACUUCAACGAUGCGGACCUCGAGACUGCCUUCAAGCAGGCGCCCAGCGACCCCACCCUCGACUUCAACUUUCAAAUGACCAAGCUCGCCCACGGCGUCCUGUCGGGGGCCUACUCGCUGCCGUCCACCGAUUGCGACACCACGCCAGGCACGGAAACCUCCACGCCGGGGCAGGAGGGCAUAGCGCCGCGCAUGUUCAAGGCGCUGGUGGGGCAGGGCCACCCCGAGUUCAGCAGUGCGCGCCAGCAGGACGCCUUUGAGUUCUAUCAGCACCUGCUGGACCUCGUCGAGAAAAGCAGCCGAGGCGCGCCACAGGGGGACCCUGCGCGUGCGUUCCGCUUCCAGGUGCAGGAGCGCAUCGUGUGCGGGGCGUCGGGGCGGGUGCGGCGCACGGCGCGCAGCGACAACGUGCUGAGCCUGCAGGUCCCGCUGGACAAGGCCAUCAACGCCGACGAGGUGGCCGCGUACCAGCAGCGCAAGGCCGCCACAGAGGCCGCGGGGGAGAAGCUAGCUGCCGAUGACGUCGUCCGGCCGCGCGUCCCCCUCUCUGCCUGCCUGGAGGCCUUUGCGGCGCCCGAGACGAUCCAGGACUUCUACAGCUCGGCGAUCCGGGGCAAGACGCACGCGAGCAAGAGCGCGGCGCUGGGCACGUUCCCGCCGCUGCUGGUGCUGCACAUGCGCAAGUUCGUGCUGGACGCCGGCUGGGUGCCGCGCAAGCUGGACGUCUUCGUGGACGUGCCCGACAGCCUGGACCUCGCCCCGCUGCGCGCCGCCGCCCCCGCACCCGACGAACAAGAGCUGCCCGACGACGACGACGCGCCAGGGUCCGCCCCCGCCGGCCCGGUGCCCGACCCCGGCAUCGUGUCCGCGCUGGAGGACAUGGGCUUCCCGCGGGUGCGCUGCGAGAAGGCGGCGCUCAACACGCAGAACGCGGGGCCGGAGGAAGCCAUGAACUGGCUGCUCGCGCACAUGGACGAUCCAGAUAUCGACAGUCCGCUGCCCGCGCCCGGCGGACGGCCCGCGGUGCUCGUGGACGAGGCCGCCGUGGAGACGCUGACCGCCAUCGGCUUCUCAGCAGCCGCCGCGCGGAGAGCGCUGCAAGAGACGGGCGGCAACGUGGAGGCUGCUGCGGAGUGGGUGUUUGCGCACCCCGAGGCGGGCGACGCCAUGGACGUCCAAGAGGCGGCCGGGCCCGCCACAGCCGGAGGGGCUGCAGCAGGGAGCCCGCUGUCCAAGGACGACUUCCUCGACGGACCCCCAAAGUACAAUCUGCUCGCGUUCGUAAGUCACAUGGGAUCGUCGACCCACGCCGGCCAUUAUGUCGCUCACAUCAAAAAGGACGGCCGAUGGGUGUUGUUCAACGACAGCAAGGUGGCAGCAUCCGGAGACCCGCCCAAGGACAUGGGCUACCUGUAUUUCUAUCAACGAGAGGAUUGA